This is a messenger RNA of Leucoraja erinaceus (little skate), 1044 nucleotides long. Its product is annotated as short coiled-coil protein B. The record is from RefSeq and is a predicted model, not a curated record. Gene Ontology annotation, cellular component: trans-Golgi network. Lineage: Eukaryota; Metazoa; Chordata; Chondrichthyes; Rajiformes; Rajidae. The transcript has 4 exons. The coding region runs from base 16 to 381 and encodes 121 amino acids.
CUUAGAAAGCAAAUCAUGGAUCACGCUGAAAAUCUAGAAGAGGACAACACCUUCACAACUAUUUCUCUGGCUGAUGACUCAGUGGAUUCUGGAUCAACAAUCUCUGAUUCAAAUCUUGACAGUGAGCUGCUUACAAUGAACGCUGAUAUGGAAGUCAUCGACCCAGAGAGUCAAGUGGAACUAGAAGAGAAGACGCGACUGAUUAACCAGGUUUUGGAACUACAACAUACAUUAGAAGAGCUGUCUGCACGUGUGGAUGCUGUAAAAGAAGAGAAUCUGAAACUAAAAUCUGAAAACCAAGUUCUUGGACAGUACAUAGAAAACCUGAUGUCAGCUUCAAGCGUUUUCCAAACUACUGACACAAAAGGCAAGCGGAAGUGAGGGCUUGCUUGAUGUACACGUUAUAUGUUCUGGAUGUGUCUGGAAUUACAUUUUUAAGACGGUGUAUUCUUUCUAAAAUGACCUCCAUAACCUGAAUUAACUGAAGAUUAAAUUAUUGAAAACCCUGCAGAUCACCGCUGGUUAGCCCCUAUUAACAAGUUUAACCGUAGUAACAUGUGAAGCAGAAUCCUUAACAUUUAAAUGUUUCCAUAGGUAUCUUUUGGUUGGAAAUACUCACUAGGCAGUAUCUGUGGAGAGAGGGAAAAUGUUCCUGACCUCAAGAGUUCCAACAUUUUCUGUUUUCAGAUAUCCAUCAUUAACAACUUCACAUUUUUAAACUUUUUAUAACUGUGUUCGUACAGCAAGUCCACAUUUUUAGGACUGGAGCCCUGGAAUCAAAGUAAUUUAUAUGUUGCUGUUACGUCUAGUUUUUUUAACUUGACAUGCAAAGUGUAGUUUAGAUUAAGAGAGAAAAGAAAGUGCAAUAUCAUAUUAGCAUUUAGUAAAUUGAAUUGUCUUAACAUUACAUAUGCUGAGCGGAAGUUGCAUGAAUAUUUAAAAAUUGUACAAUGGCCUUUUGUGUAUCGUGAGAUAAUGCGUAUAAUUCUAUGGUGUUGUUUGUAUUUGUCAUAUUAAAAUGUGAGCUUAUUUUUUACGUUACAA